ACCGCCGCCUCUGGAUGUGAGAGCGGGGAAGCAGGAGGCCGGGAACAUGGACUCGGAGUCGCUGGACGGCUGCAUCCAGAGCACGUUAUCGGUGCUCUACCCUCCGUUCGAGGCCACCGCGGCCACCGUGCUGUGCCAAGUGUUGGACGUGGUGGAGAAGACGUACCGUGGAGAUGGACUGCGCUACCUCAUAGACUUCCUGAUCCCAGCGAAGCACAUCCUGCAGUGCGUUCAGCAGGAUGCCUGUGUUCAGUACUGUGGCUUGCUCUUCCGGCACGAGGGCUGGCCCCUAUGUAUUCACGAGAAGAUUGUAGUCCAACUAGCUUCCCUCGACUGGCGAAUCUUAAAGCCCGGUGACUUCUACCUGCAGGUGGUUCCCUAUCUGAAGAAGUCCCCGCGAGUUGUCCUGAAAUGUCUGGCGAAAGACCAACACAACGUGGAAGAGAUUGUGAUUCCCGAAGUCUCCUAUACCUCUAUUUUUACGCUGGAAUGGUUGAGUACUAUCAAUGGAGAGCGCAUGGGUAUAGCACUGGAAAACUGUUUACUAACCACUAAUGAUAAAAUAUUUCGUGUUCCCUGGGAGAAGGUAGUUAAGCCUGAAUUUAUUAAUAAACCCAAGAUAAUUGAAAAUAAUAUCUUCACUCCAGAAAUUAGAGAAGAGCUUUCCGUUUUGUGCCACCCUAUGGACCAUGCUGAGUACAGCUCACCAGACAUAGGCUCUCAGUAUCUACAGGWGCAAAGUUUGGGUGAAGACAACUUGGUCAUUAGCAGCGCAGCUCCACAACUAAGCMAAACUGUUGUCAAUGGUGUGUGUGCAAGCCCAGUGCCUCAAGAGAACUCGCAAAGUGACCUCGAAGGGGAGUAUGUUGAACUUGCAGAAGUUUCCCUGCCCAGGUUUGGGCCACAAACAGGCUCUUUAACCCAGUCACUAGCUUUAAAUUACAGAACUGAGCCUAGAACAAGAGUGAGUGCACCUAAGGGCACGCGCAGGUCUCUUGUCAUUCAAGACUGCACGUACUUCAAGAGCUUAAGCCAGCCUGCAUUUGCACAGAAAGAGGUCCAUCAGAUGGGCACUCUGAGGACUUCUGCAGAAGUUCUCGACAAUGUAGCUGCUCUGGAAAGCAACAAGAUGAUGGCACAUGGUGGACCGUUUCCUGAAGGUCAGCUGGAAUCAGGUGGCGCAGGGAACAUGGGCAAUCACUUUCCUGGGGCUGUGCCUCCUGCCAGCAGGGUGGAGGAUCAGUCUCCUGCAGAGCAGGAGGGCUGUGGUGAACACUCACUAGACUGGCAGUACGCGCUGUGCAGCUACAGCGACGUGUGUGCUGGAGAUGGCCUUGGCUGCAAAGCACGGCCAGCUGGGGCUCCUGGAAACACAGAGCUGGAAAGCGAUGUUUCUAGUGGAAAAUCCGGUGUUGAAACAGCAGUGCAGAGUCCAGAAAUGCUCCUAGAUGCUGCUGCUGCUGCUAACGAGGAGUCAAUAAAGAGAGCCCUUGGAGAACCACUGGCAAAGAGCCUGAAGGAGGUGGCAAGAGGGGAUCUUUGUCCUGAGUCUGUCACUGGGUCUUACAGACCUGUCUGUGCUCUCAGGGCAGAUUCUGAUGUUUCCUGCCAGAGUGUCAGUGAAACCGUUGGAGCAGUCCAGGCUGCUGCGCCGCUCUCCCCAGCUGAGAGUUCAGGCGUGGGUGUGGAGAGAGGCUUCCCAUCAUCGGAUGACAGGGCAGGUGGCUGCUGCACUUAUCAGGAAGCAAAUCUUAGUUCUUCCUUAAAUCCUCCAGAGCUGUUAGACCAAGAGAAACUAGAUGAAUUAGAGGUGGAAAGAAGAGAAAGUUCCGAGGAAGUCGAAGUGAUGGAGAAAACGUGGACUCCAAAAGAGAAUCAGAGUAGCCAUAAUGACUGCUCUGUCAAAGGUCCAGUGGAUGGACUCAUGUCAGAAGAUAAAGAGCAAGAGAUCGCUGCCUGUGAGCAUAAGAGAGCUGAAGAAGCCCUGGCAGCAGGGAGCGAUCAGCAGGCAGAACCCUUAGAUAACAGCAGUUCUUCAGUGCACGUGGAUGCACAGCCAGAAAGCUCGAGUGAAGUCAAAACACACAGGAAUGGAGAGAGAUGUGAGGAGCCACAAAGUCAGGCAGAAAACCAGGGCAGUAAAAGUGAAGUGGACUCAGUGCUGAGAGCAGAGCCUGUUGCAGCACAGGGCUUGGGAGGAGAGGAGGACCAGGGAAGUGUUUCUGAGGGGAAAAAGUCAAAGAUUGAGAGUGAGUGUGUGGCCUUGAAAACACUGGAAUCCAUUAAAGAAGAACUGGAACCUGGACUGCUGUCCUCAGGACCUGUUGAGGGACACAUGGAUCCCACCGCCCUGCACUCCCACCGAGAGGCAGCUUCAGGGAUGUCAUCUCCUGCAGGGCCCAUGUCAGAAGGGGGAGAGACGAGAAAAGAAGCCACUGACACUGAUGCCUUGAAGCCAGUGGGGAAAGUCCUCCAGGAAACCUCGGCAGCUGCUGCUCCUGUGACACCCCCAGCUUCUGGGACCACCUGGGGGGGUCGAUCUGCCCCCACCAUCGCCAAGGAUGUGAACCUAGAAGUUCUCAGGAGUGGAGUUGCCUGCCUGCCCGGUACUAGGGAUAAAGCGGGCCGGGCCGUGGCCAUCAUAACAACGAGGAGCACAGCGUGGCUGAACCCCCACUGCAACACGGACGAGCUCGUGCGCCUGCUGCUCUACCUGUGCAGCAUCCCCAGGCCAGAAUGCCAGGCCUUGGGUUUGACCGUGCUCGUGGAUGCUCGGCGCUGCUCCCCGCUUCCCGCUCUCUUCAAGGCGUUCAGCAUCCUGCAGGAUAUGGACCCGCACUGUAUUCAUGGAGUCUUGCUUCUGGUUGAAAGAGACCUCACUUUUCGGAUGGAGAAGCCAACAGCGGGACAGUUUGAGCUUCUCACCUCCAUGAAGUCCCUCCAUAAGCACAUAGACGCCUCGCAGCUGCCUCCAGAACUGGAUGGGACCUUCCCUUACUGCCACCAGGACUGGUUAAGCUUCCGCAUGAAGCUGGAGCAUUUGCUGCAAGGAUGCCAAGGUGCCUGUGCCUUCCUCCAGGGAGCCAUUUGUAGUGUGGAGUCUGGAAGCCUCCCGGCAAGAGCUGAGGAGGCAGCGGUUCUGCUGCGGAACUACAGGCAGCUGAUGAAGAACGUCCUUGAAGACACGCGGCUGGUCAAGCUGCAGCUAGAGGGGGGAGCGCUGCUGGCCAGGCUGAGGAAGGAGGAGUCCUGUGUCACCCUCACUCGGGACUACAGAGACGCCCUCGAUGCUGCCGCCGUGCUGUAUAAUCAAGUGGAUGAGGGCGUUCACCGCCUGGUGAUGUUGUCCAACAGACGCAUCCAGGAGCUGGAGCUGGUGAUGGAGUUCGAGAAAGUAGAAGAGUGUUUCAAGGAGGUCAGCAGUUGGAUUGAGAACGUUGGCAGAAAAGGACUGAAGGAAAUGAUCAACCUGGAUGAUUCUUUGGAAAUGCUGCUUCAAACACAAAAGCAGUUCAGAGAAUUUGAUCUUGUUGCCAGUGAGUACUGCAAAAGGGGACAGGAAGCCCUGAAGAAGAUGGACCGAUGGGAAGACUUCUCCUCUGUGGACGUGCACCCGCACAAAGUGAAGCUGCAGGCCUACAGAGAGCAGCUGGAGGAGUUCUGCACUCAGCUGGAUGAGAGCAGGCACCGGCUCUGCGAGACGGUCAGGCUCUAUGAAUUCUUUGACAAGGCGUACGAGUGGGCCUUGGAAGGGAUGCGCCACCUCGCCUGCAUCAGCAUGGAGGAGUGCGUGUCCCCCGAGCACUGCGGCGACGUGCUCAGGUCCCUGGAGAGCUACAAGGGGCAGCACCCGGGCAUCGGCGACGGGCGCUUCCAGGAGAUGAAGGAGCUGGCGCGCGAGCUGAAGAGCGAYGCGGGCCUCAAGCAGUGGAAAUUCGCCUGGGCCAAGUGCCAAGAGACCAAGCUGGUUUUCGAGAAGAAGCUGGAGGCGGCGCUGCGAACGCGCAGGGCUCUGGCCCCGGAGCCGCAGGCCGCCGAGGGGCAGCCGCCCGGCCCGGCCGCCGGGCCGCCCCAGCGCAGGCACUCGGAGGGCACCGCGCCGGCGCCGCACUGGGACAGGGCAUCCUGCUGUAACCGGCCCGGCCGCUCACCGGGCUGGGCGAAGCCGAAAGCGCCCUCGGCCUCCCUGAGCUGCCCGGGGGACGUCGGCGCCGGAGAGGAGUUUGCCCACGCGGGCAGAGGUCCCUUGGGCAGCGCGGCCUCCAAGGCUCCAAAGGCGCCCGAGGAGAAGCCGAACCUGGAGAGCAUCUUGGAGAGCCUGGAAGGGAAACCGUCGCAUGGCCCCGCUGCAGCCUCCUCGAGGAGGCCGCCGCCCAAGAGGCUGCUCCGCAAGGCCCAGAGCUUCGACCUCCCCUGCGGCGAGAGCCUGUGGUCGGGCUGCCAGCGGGCGCUGAGCGAGCCGGCCAGGUACGGCAACACGGGCGUCUUCAUCAAGGGGCUCGAAGUGAGCAGCACGGAGCUGGUGGACAGGACGUUCGCGCUGCGGCAGCCGCCCAGCUGGGCCGCCGGCUGCCUUGCGGACACCGCGCGCGGCUGCGGCGCCGCCGAGGCCAGGAGCUGGGGCAGCAAACUGCGGCACAUCCUUGACGAGAUGGUGACCACGGAGCGCGAGUACGUGAGGUCGCUCUGCUACAUCAUCGACAGCUACUUCCCUGAGAUGGAGCGGCCGGACCUGCCGCAGGACCUGCGCGGCAAGCGCAGCGUCAUCUUCGGCAACGUGGAGAAGCUCUACGACUUCCACAGCCAGUACUUCCUGCGGGAGCUGGAGAGCUGCUGCAACCACCCGCUGCGGGUCAGCCACUGCUUCCUGCGCCACAAGGACCAGUUUGGGAUGUACGCCUUGUAUAGCAAGAACAAGCCCAAGUCGGACUCGCUGCUGGCCAGCCAUGGGAAUACCUUCUUCAAGUUCAAGCAGGUGCAGCUCGGGGACAAGAUGGACCUGGCCUCCUACCUGCUGAAGCCCAUCCAGCGCAUGAGCAAGUACGCGCUGCUGCUGAAGGACCUCAUCAAGGAGUGCGGCGAGGCGCAGGAGGAGCUGGGCUACCUCCGCGCUGCCGAGGAGAUGGUCAAGUUCCAGCUCAGGCACGGCAACGACCUGCUGGCCAUGGACGCCAUCCGUGACUGCGAUGUGAACCUGAAGGAGCAGGGCCAGCUGGUGCGGCAGGACGAAUUCACCAUCUGGCUGGGCCGCAAGAAGUGCCAGAGACACGUCUUCCUCUUCGAGGACCUCAUCCUCUUCAGCAAGCCCAAGAAGAUCGAGGGCGGCUUUGACGUGUACAUCUACAAGCGCUCGUUCAAGACUGCGGACAUCGGCCUCACGGAGAACUCCGGCGACAGCGGGCUGCGCUUCGAGAUCUGGUUCCGAAGGCGGAAAUCCAGCGACACCCACAUCCUACAGGCCAGCACGGCCGAGACCAAGCAGGCCUGGACCAGCGACAUUGCCAAGAUCCUGUGGCAGCAGGCAGCCCGCAAUAAAGAAAUCCGCAUGCAGGAGAUGGUGUCCAUGGGGGUGGGCAACAAGCCCUUCCUGGAUAUCAAGCCGAGCGAGGCCGCUAUCAAUGACCGCGCCAUCGACUACAUCAUGAAGGGCAGAGGCGCCAGGACCAGGGCCUCCAUCGCGGUCUCUCUGUUCGACCAUUCCAACCCCUACAAGAGGACGCCGGCGCAGCUCUCYGGGGGCAGCGCCCCCGCUGCCUACAGCCCUCCCUCCUCCUCCCUGCUGGCGCCCCUCAACCUGCACAUGUACCUGGACCAGGCUCUGCUGCCGGCCGCCCUGGCCCCCGGCCGCCCCUUCGACUUCGGCACCUGCAUCGAGGAGGACGAGCUGGAGCACGAGACCAGCAGCCAGCCCUCGCUGACCACAGAGAGCUCGGAAUCGUCGCACUGCAUGUCGGGCAGCGGCUCCAGCGGCUCCGACAGCGGCUGCGUCUCCAGCGUCCCCCAGGAGAGCCUCUGCGAGGACACGGGCUCCCCGCCCUCCACGCCGCGCGGCUCGCAGCGCAGCCCAGCCGCCGAGGGCAAGCCCAAGUUCASCAGCAGCCAGUUCAUCUCUGCAGUAAGUGCGGGCGGCCGAAGGGCGCUCCUCRCUCUGCCCGUCACUGCUGCGGCCCCAGCUCGAGGCGCUGCCGCUCGCGGGGGAAUCGAAGCCGCUGCGUUGGGGCUAGGAGGGACGGGGGGGAAGUGA
This is a messenger RNA of Nothoprocta perdicaria, 6244 nucleotides long. RefSeq names its product pleckstrin homology and RhoGEF domain containing G4 (gene PLEKHG4). Gene Ontology annotation, molecular function: guanyl-nucleotide exchange factor activity. The record is from RefSeq and is a predicted model, not a curated record. The coding region runs from base 47 to 6244 and encodes 2065 amino acids. The transcript is spliced from 22 exons. Lineage: Eukaryota; Metazoa; Chordata; Aves; Tinamiformes; Tinamidae.